AAACCAGUAUGAUUCAAGCGUCUGAUCGAUUCUGACCUUUUUUUUGACAGAUUGUAAACAGACUAUCGACGAUUUUUUAUAAUCUUUAUUAUCGUUGGACAAAAAUGGAUGAGACUUCAGAUGUAACACCUCAGUCGAAACCUAAAUGCGUAUCAGCAUCAGUUUGGGAGAGAUUUAAAGCUUUGGAAAAAAGGACAAAUGAUGUCACAAAAAGAUCAACAGAAAAGCGAAUAAAACACUUACAGAAAAACAUACUGCAAACAGUUCAAGAAAAGUUGUCUUCAGAAGAAGAGAAGGACAUUUUACGACAACAUAAUGUUUCGGUAGAUGAUUCUGAUAAACUGAAAUGUGAGCCAAAUAGUUUGUCUUCAAAGACCACUGAGCCAGAUAAAAAGCUGUGUGACAAUGUCAAGGGCAAUGCAGAUUCAGACAUUUUAGCUCACAGAAAAACAGACAAAUUUGCUGAGUUGAACGCCUACCUGGGUGUGAACGAUCAUCUACUACGGGGUGUAGCCAUAGACGGGGGUGUGCAUUGUGGCCUUGAGAGACAGGUGGAGGAGGCCAUCAAAGUGGGGCACAUUGGAACAGCAGAACAAUUAAGUGACAGGCUGGCCAUGAGAAAUUAUGCCGUUCGUAUAGCAGAAGCUGCUGAAGCUAGAGAUUACAUGAAACGGAAAAAGGAGGAAGGUGACCUUGCGAAAGCCAAAAAGAAGCAGAAGCUACACUGGGGAUUUGAUCACAAGCAAAGAUGGGAGACCAAAAGCAACAUGUAAACAUGCAGUGGAGCCUUAACAUUUAGGAUACAAUAUACAAAUAUUUUAUUGUGAAGUUUUUAUAUAGAAUAAAUUAUGUUUUAUUCCUAAAA
Dreissena polymorpha is the source of this 865-nucleotide messenger RNA. RefSeq names its product protein FAM204A-like. The record is from RefSeq and is a predicted model, not a curated record. Bases 105 to 773 code for a protein of 222 amino acids. The transcript is spliced from 7 exons. NCBI's taxonomy places the organism in Eukaryota, Metazoa, Mollusca, Bivalvia, Myida, Dreissenidae.